Messenger RNA from Apaloderma vittatum (bar-tailed trogon), 2493 nucleotides. RefSeq names its product ubiquitin carboxyl-terminal hydrolase 33. The annotation marks the transcript as partial. Gene Ontology annotation, molecular function: cysteine-type deubiquitinase activity. NCBI's taxonomy places the organism in Eukaryota, Metazoa, Chordata, Aves, Trogoniformes, Trogonidae. The record is from RefSeq and is a predicted model, not a curated record. Gene Ontology annotation, biological process: protein deubiquitination. The transcript has 13 exons.
UUUCAACUAUGCCAUCACCAAAAAGAAAGAAGCGCAAGAAGUACAGGAGUGUGAUCUCUGAUAUAUUUGAUGGGACUAUCAUAAGCUCAGUACAGUGCUUGACUUGUGAUAGGCUGUCUGUAACCCUGGAGACCUUUCAGGAUCUGUCCUUGCCUAUUCCUGGUAAGGAAGAUCUUGCUAAACUCCACUCUGCAAGCCAUCAGACAUCUCUGGUCAAGGCAGGGUCAUGUGGAGAAGCGUACGCCCCCCAGGGAUGGAUAGCUUUUUUUAUGGAAUAUUUCAAAAGGUUUGUUGUCUCAUGUGUUCCUAGCUGGUUUUGGGGUCCAGUUGUAACGUUACAAGAUUGUCUUGCUGCCUUUUUCGCCAGAGAUGAGCUCAAGGGUGAUAACAUGUACAGCUGUGGGAGGUGUAAAAAGUUAAGAAACGGAGUGAAAUUCUGCAAAGUGCAAAAGUUUCCUGAGAUACUGUGCAUUCAUCUCAAAAGAUUUAGACAUGAACUUAUGUUUUCCACAAAAAUUGGGACCCAUGUGUCCUUUCCCUUGGAAGGUCUUGAUCUUCAGCCUUUCCUUGCGAAGGACAGUCCGGCUCAGAUAGUAACUUAUGAUCUCUUGUCUGUCAUCUGCCAUCAUGGAACGGCAAGCAGUGGACAUUAUAUAGCUUAUUGCCGCAACAAUUUAAAUAAUCUGUGGUACGAAUUUGAUGACCAGAGUGUCACAGAAGUAUCCGAAUCCACAGUGCAAAACGCAGAAGCCUAUGUUCUCUUCUACAGGAAGAGCAGUGAAGAAGCACAAAAGGAGAGACGGAGGAUAUCAGGGCUACUGAACAUGAUGGAACCAAGUCUUCUGCAGUUCUAUGUUUCCAGGCAGUGGUUAAAUAAGUUCAAGACUUUUGCAGAGCCGGGACCAAUUUCAAAUAAUGACUUCCUCUGUAUGCAUGGAGGUGUCCCUCCACACAAAGCUAACUUCAUAGAGGACCUAGUUGUAAUGCUACCUCAAAAUAUAUGGGAUAAUCUGUAUAGCAGAUAUGGAGGAGGACCAGCUGUUAACCAUCUGUACGUUUGUCACACCUGCCAAAUAGAGUCUGAAAGAAUUGAAAAAAGAAGGAAAAAUGAAUUGGAAAUGUUUAUUCGGCUUAAUAGAGCGUUCCAAGAAGAAGAAUCUCCAUCAACGUUUUACUGCAUCAGUAUGCAGUGGUUCAGAGAAUGGGAAGGAUUCGUAAAGGGUAAAGACAGUGAUCCCCCUGGUCCUAUUGAUAAUGCUAAGAUCGCAGUGACAAAGUGUGGAAAUGCUGGCCUAAAACAAGGUGCAGAUUCUGGACAAAUAUCUGAAGAAACGUGGAAUUUUCUUCAGUCAAUCUAUGGUGGAGGUCCAGAGAUUAUACUCAGACCACCUGUUCCUCCCGUAGAACCUGAUAUCUUGCAGACAGAGGAGAAGAUUGAAUUAGAAACUCAUGGUCUGUAGCUACUGAGAAACAGAUGAACUUGUAAGGAAGCCAGCUUCCUUACAAAAUGCCCAAAAUACAUUCCUAAAAGUUUAUUCUCUUAUGUCUGUUGGAGGCACAGCUCACUGGGCAUUACAUUAACUACAGAAUAGUAAGUUAAAAUAUGUAUUACAAUUUGUUUCAAUAGAGGCAGUUUCUCUACUUUGGAAGGCAUGUGGUUUGUACAUUUGGGAAUGUUUGGUCAAUGGAAAAACAAAGUGAUUUCUGAACUUUUUGCUGUAAGUCAAAAUCCUGUUAUAUCCUUAGACUUGAAAAAUGGGGACAAAUUUUAGAAGUGUUCAGUAACCCUUUUGAUUUCUGUUUGGGCUUCUGAUAUCUAUAAACUUUCACCUGUCUUAACUGUACAGUCUUGACAAGCCUAGGUAUAGAGGGAGUAUAUUUUAAAUGGAUUACCAUCAGGAUUUAAAUUUCUUAAAUGCUCAGGAAAAAAAAUCUCACUUAUUUUGCACUGUAAGGAUAUGAAAUGAGUAGUAUAUAAUAACCAGAUACUUAUUGUAUUUGAAUGGAUCAAACAUUAGUGUAGAUUGAAUAUUGUUUUAGUAAGCAAAUGUCAUAACUUAUUACCAACAAAAUUUUCCAUCUUAUUCUAGUCUUCUGUAGCUCUAGAAACCUGGCUAGUGUCAUUAAUAGUAUACGUGAUCAAAAGAUUUAUUCUUCUCUAGGGUAACAUUUGAGAGCAUGAAGUGUGCAAUGUAAAAUGACUGUGGAUAUGAGUGAUAUAAAUUUCAGAAAUUAAAUUGUCUGAUCUCUUGAAUUACAUUCGUAAACAGUUUGAUUUGAAGGUUUUUAUUGUAUUGUUAAAAAUUUCCAUUGGCAUGAUGACCUAUAAUGUCAGAAGCUGCAUAAAAUGUAUCUAUUGCAGAACUUUACUGAAUGAUUCUUAUUGGAAUGCAGAAUGGCACUUGCUCUUGUUUUUGCCUGAUACUGUUACCAGAUAAGCAGCAUUAUUCAAAGCUGGAUCAAUAAAAAAAAAAACCAAACAAAAACUAUGGA